Molecule: messenger RNA, 1371 nt
Organism: Fusarium musae
Lineage: Eukaryota; Fungi; Ascomycota; Sordariomycetes; Hypocreales; Nectriaceae
Exons: 3
Coding region: 1-1371 (456 amino acids)
Molecular function (GO): protein binding
Source: RefSeq, a predicted model, not a curated record
AUGCUGCAGGAGGGCAAAGCAAGCUUACGUGACCACGACGAGCAGGCUACAGCGAGCGUGGAGAUGUGCAAGUUCUUGAUCGAGUCCGGAGCAGACGUGGAUGAGAUGGGCGAACACACGGGUACUGCCCUCUCGCGAAUAGCAGGGCUGGACCGACAUGAUACGACACUGGUACUACUGGAGAACAUGGCUGAUCCCACGUUAUCAUACCCGGGAUGGGAUAACCCAUUGUCCACAGCUUGUAACCUAGAUCUUCCAUCCGCAGAGCUCUUCCUCAAGCACGGAGGACAUUUCACGAUGCACGAUCUAGAGAGCUUCGACCUGAAUGGAAGAACGAGACUUCAUCAAGUUUGUAUGGCAGAAAGCAGAGCGACAAGCAAGAAAAAGGCAGUCGCUAUGCUGGCGGCGGCCGGCGCCAACCUCAACGCUCGCGUAGCAAAGUCAUGGUCUCCAGAUGAUCACCAGACGUUAGGGUUCACGUGCCUUCAUAGUCUGGUUUACAAAGCUCAUCAAAGCAGAGACCGGGAUGAGUUAGAAGCCCUCAUCUUCCUGAUCCAACAAGGAGCAGAUAUUCUUGCGCUUGAUCAUCAUCAGCAUAGCGUUUCAAUGCGUGCGUAUCUACCUAACGACGGCGAUAAUCAAUAUUCGUCCAAGGGGUCAUACAGAGGCGAUCUUUGGGAUGCUGCUCUCAGGAUAUGCGGCUAUGAUGUUAGCUCACAUCGAGAUGCAUAUCCUAGAGUGCCCAGGUAUAACAGAAACUACAGAAGGAAAGACUUUGAGAGAUUAUGGGAGGGGUAUGAAGCCCUCUGUCCGUAUUGGACAGAUGAGCGAUAUCCGGAAACAGGCGGCGAUGACGACUACUGGAAACAAGCUGUGACACGCUGCGAGCAUAUCGCAUGUUCAGAUUGCGAGGAGCUUCCGCCACAAACCGACGAGGUUGACGUGGAGCCAAUAAUAGACGCUCAUAUCCCAGGCUACGCCCAAGCUGUAUACCGCGAAUGGUACUUCGCUCGCAGUCCGGAGUCUAACCCUAGUCAUAUGCCUUAUAUAGAUCAUAUUUCGGACGAUUAUUACAGUGAUAAUGACGGAAGAGAGGAGAGCCCAUCGCCUGAUAUUUUUGAGGGAGAAGGCAGGGAAUCAAGUGUAGACGUGGGAACUGAUGGCGGUGUUCGGUUUUACGAUGAAAUGAAUAGCCCUUCACCACCGAGCAGUGAAGAUGGGGAAGCAGCUUAUGAGCGAUUGGUUGAGCCAUAUCAGGAUGGACAGGGCGGGGUUGAUGACUAUCCUCGUUUUGUCGAUAGAUGGCUUGAGCAUUAUAUUCGAGCGGCCGAAGAGGAAUAUGAAGGCGACGAUGAGGAGAUGAUGGAUUGA